CUUCCGGGGAUCUGGCGGCGGUGGCGGCGGUCACGGCGUGUUUCUGCCAUGGCGGGGGAGGUUCGGUGGAUCUACCGGGGAGAUCCCCAGGAGGGGCAGAGCGCUCCGCUAGUUCAGUUUACAAAUGGGAAAUUGAAGAAUCCUGAAAAUAUGAAUUUCACUUUGUACAGAAGCAAAGACAUCAAUAAUCCCAGAAAGAAGAAUUAUACAAUUGUGAAUGCAGAAACAGAUCGGCUGUCUUAUGUAGGAAAUAACUUUGGUGCAGGAGCCCUAAAAUGCAAUACUCUUUGCAGAUAUUUUGUCGGUGUUUUAGAUGAACCCUCUGGGGAAAUGGAGGUCUACAAUGCAGAAUUGUUCAACUUGCAGCCAUUAAUUUCAGAUGAUGUAGUAGAUAAUGACCUGUCAGAAUAUUUGGCUAAAUCCUAUAGAGAGAAGGUAGAUCUCUGCAUUGAAGCCUUUGGAACCAACAAGCAGAGAAAAGCCUUGAAUUCUCGGAGAAUGAAUGAAGUCAGAAAGGAGGUAUUAAAUAAAGCAGUGAUUAAAGCUGCGGAAGAUGUCAUAGAGACAAAAGGUGUUGCUGCAUUGGUUCAUGAUGCAGCAGAAGAUGAGAAAACUGAUGUCUCCUUGGUUCUUCCUCCCUGCCAUGAAGAUGCUAAAAAUCCAGAGGACGUCUACAAGUUUGAAGAUAUCAUUUCACCUGCUGAAUAUGAGGCACUUCAGGCUCCAGCUGCAGUUUUCAUGAACAUAACCGCAGCUGACAUUCUCAAGAUGACUGAAGAGAAAAGCUAUUGUUCCUUUGUCUUGGAUGGACUUAAAUCUAUGCCUUUGGAUGAGAAGAGUUACGAUCACAAAGCACGUUGCCUCUGGUUUUUUGACUGUCUUGUCAAGCUGAACUCCCAAAAAGUUGUUAAAAAGAAACAUGCCAUGGGCCCCACGUGUCCAGACAUCAUCAGCAACAAGCUUGUGAAAACUUUCACAGCACUGUCUUACGGCAAUGGCAGGAUACAAAAUCUAAUUUCAGCUUCAAUGAAAGUUAAGAUAACAGCAUAUGCUAUAGCCCUGGCUUUGCAUAUUAACCGUUUUCAAACAGAUCUGACAGUCUUGCAGCGAGAUCUGAAACUACGUGAGAACAAAAUACUUGACAUUGCCAAGGCGAUGAGACUGAAGAUCAGCAAAAGCAAAAACCUCUCUGGAUUUGAAGAACACAAAUUAGGGACCUUAUGCUUGCCUUUACCUGCACAGAAGAUACCCCUGCGCAGCAGGAAACGCAAACUAAAUUAAGAAUUUUUUUUCCUCUAGGACUUACAACAAGCUGGACAAACUUACGGAUCAUGUGAACAGAGCUACCAUUUCAUUGUCCUGAAAGGACUGGAGAGAUUUGUACUUGUAGUUAUACAUUUUUGUUUCUCUCUUGAGGUAGUUUAGCAGAGAUCUGCACUUUUACUGAAGUGCUAUGUUGUCAUUUAUUUGAACAUUCGGCAUCUUGGUUCAAAACAGCCAUAUAGGAAUAGUUUCCUCCAUCCAUGUAAAAUAGUUAAAAUGUGAGCAUGACUGAACAUUUACAAUGUUUAACAUUAACAUUAAAUACUUUAAUGUUUAAAAAAUGUUCCUUGUUUUUUGGUAAUAAACAUUUUUUAAAAAUA
Ahaetulla prasina is the source of this 1643-nucleotide messenger RNA. RefSeq names its product RNA polymerase I subunit E (gene POLR1E). Gene Ontology annotation, biological process: RNA polymerase I preinitiation complex assembly; transcription elongation by RNA polymerase I; nucleolar large rRNA transcription by RNA polymerase I. NCBI's taxonomy places the organism in Eukaryota, Metazoa, Chordata, Lepidosauria, Squamata, Colubridae. The coding region runs from base 49 to 1281 and encodes 410 amino acids. The transcript has 12 exons. The record is from RefSeq and is a predicted model, not a curated record. Gene Ontology annotation, molecular function: DNA binding. Gene Ontology annotation, cellular component: RNA polymerase I complex.